GUGUACGAACCCGCCGAGGACAGCUUCCUGCUCGUCGAUACCCUCGUCGCCGAAUGGGACGCCCGUCUCGCGAACGACCCGCCGAGAUGCGCGCUCGAGGUGGGCAGCGGUACCGGCUACGUCAUCGCGUCGGCCGCCGUGCUCAUGCGCGAUUCCGGGUUGGACGAUUUCCGGUGCCACGCCACGGACGUCAACCCGGACGCGGUGGCGUGCACUAGGGCGACGGCCGACGCGCACGGCGUGGGAGACUACGUGACCGUCAUCCAGUGCGAUCUGCUCGGCCCGCUGAGGGAACGCCUGCGCGGGAAGGUGGACCUGUUGCUGUUCAAUCCGCCUUACGUGCUGACCCCGUCGGAGGAGGUGGCGGCGGGGGGGAUAGCCGCGGCGUGGGCGGGAGGGAAGGACGGGCGGGAGGUCCUCGACAGGCUCCUGCCGGACGUCGCCGACGUGCUGGCGCCGGGGGGAACGUUCUUAUUGCUGCUGCUUCACGAUAACAAGCCGCACGACGUCGCCGAGAUACUC
This is a messenger RNA of Micromonas commoda, 522 nucleotides long. RefSeq lists its product with no specific name. Gene Ontology annotation, cellular component: eRF1 methyltransferase complex. Gene Ontology annotation, biological process: methylation. The record is from RefSeq and is a predicted model, not a curated record. NCBI's taxonomy places the organism in Eukaryota, Viridiplantae, Chlorophyta, Mamiellophyceae, Mamiellales, Mamiellaceae. Gene Ontology annotation, molecular function: protein methyltransferase activity; nucleic acid binding; S-adenosylmethionine-dependent methyltransferase activity. The transcript has 2 exons. The annotation marks the transcript as partial.